Acinonyx jubatus (cheetah) is the source of this 5610-nucleotide messenger RNA. RefSeq lists its product as uncharacterized. Gene Ontology annotation, molecular function: nucleic acid binding; aspartic-type endopeptidase activity; RNA-DNA hybrid ribonuclease activity. Gene Ontology annotation, biological process: DNA integration; virion assembly; proteolysis. The record is from RefSeq and is a predicted model, not a curated record. NCBI's taxonomy places the organism in Eukaryota, Metazoa, Chordata, Mammalia, Carnivora, Felidae.
GGCACAGUCUAAGUGGACACACUGGAGGACCACGGGCUGGGACCACGGGACAUUCCGAUCCUCCCUUCUGAGGGACGUGGAAUCCCCUCAAAGGUCUGAGACGAGGUGGGUCACUCCUGCCGGUCGGCGUGAGGCCGUCAUCUAGCUUUCGGUUUUGCUUCCACGGAGUUAGAAGACUGUUUCUAAGGGCCCCCUGUUUGUCUGUUUCUGUGUUUCUCUGUUUUGUUCUGUGGACUUACUGGACGGACGUUAUGGGACAGACUCAGACUACCCCUCUAACCAUUAUGAUUGAUCACUUUAAGGAUGUCAGCCAAAGAGCUAACAACCUCAGUGUGGAAGUCCGAAAGGGUCAGUGGCAGGUUUUUUGUUCUAGCGAGUGGCCGGCUUUCAAUGUCGGAUGGCCGCCAGAGGGAACCUUCGCUCCCAGCAUCCACCGAGUCAGGGGUAUCAUCUCUCGGCCUAAGAUGGGCCAUCCUGAUCGGCUCCCUUACAUGAUCACUUGGCAGGACCUUGUAGAAGGCCCACCCUCUUGACUUAAGCCCUUCCUAGCCCCACGCCCUCCGGAACCAAAACCCAUUCUUGCUUGGGGAACUGAAAAAGAAUUAAUUUUUCCUCCCCCGUAUAACCCCCCUAGGGUGCCAGAAAAACACCAUCCUCCCCCUCCGGGGGAGGCAGAUGCUGUUCCCAGAGCGGGAGGCGGAAACGCUCCAGUGGGAAGGCCGCCCUUUACCAGACAAAGGGCUCAGAGGGAGCAAUCCGCCUCCGCCGCUGACUCCACUAUUCUGCCCCUGCGAGCCACCGGACUCCCAGACGCGGAGGGGAAUCAGCCCCAUCACUAUUGGCCUUUCGCCACUAGUGACCUCUACAAUUGGAAAGCUCAGAAUCCUAAGUUUUCCGAGAAACCGGCAGGGCUUAUUGAUUUUUUAGACUCUGUUCUUUUUACCCAUCAGCCCACGUGGGACAAUUGCCAGCAGCUUUUGCAGGUCCUGUUCACGACUGAGGAAAGAGAAAGAAUCCUCAAUGGGGCCCGAAAACUAGUUCUGGGCGCAGACGGGAAUCCCACCACCAACCAGGCUCAGAUAGAUGCCUCCUUCCCCUUAACUCGGACCCAGUGGGAUUUCAACACGGCAGAAGGUAAGGAGAGGCUCCGGGUCUACCGCCAGACUCUAAUGGGGGGUCUCCGAAUGGCUGCUAGAAAGCCAACCAAUUUGGCCAAGGUAGGAAAUGUACAACAGGGAAAAGAUGAAUCACCAGCUGCCUUUUUAGAACGGAUCAUGGAGGCAUUCUGUACCUAUACCCCCAUGGAUCCAGAUGCUCCGGAAAGCAAGGCAGCUGUUAUCAUGGCCUUUGUAAACCAAUCAGCCAUAGACAUUAGGAAAAAAUUACAGAAAAUAGAUAGGCUAGGAGAAAAAAGUCUGCAGGACUUACUGGUGGUAGCCGAAAAGGUAUAUAAUAACCGGGAGCCUCCUGAGGACAAGCAGGCUCGCGCCAUGGCGGCUGCCAGCAGUAAGCAGACUCGAGACCUGGCCAGAAUACUACUAGCUACCACUGCUGAUUCCCCCGAGGAAUGAGACCGCCGGGGGGGGAAGCAGAGGCUGCAGAAAGAUCAGUGUGCACACUGCAAGGAGAUAGGGCAUUGGGCCCGAGAGUGUCCGAAAAAGGCCGGCAGGAAGGGAAGCAAGACUGAUCGAGUAAAAGUCUUAGAGCUAGAUGAACUGAGUGAUUAGGGGAGUCGGGGUUCAGACCCUCUCCCCGAGCCCAGGGUAACUCUUAAAGUGGAGGGGACCCCUGUUGACUUCCUCGUCGACACUGGAGCACAACAUUCAGUCCUCUGCACCCCACAAGGAAAGCUAGCCAACAAGAAGUCCUGGGUACAAGGGGUAACUGGUAUGAGCCAGUAUUCAUGGACUACCUGAAGAACGGUAGAUUUGGGGAUGGGCCGGGUAUCCCACUCCUUUAUGAUAAUACCGGAAUGCCCCUACCCGCUGUUAGGACGGGACUUACUGACCAAGAUUGGAGCUCAGAUAACUUUCAGACAAGGGAGGCCUCAGGUCACCGAUGCCAAGGGCCACCCCAUCCAGGUCCUGACCAUAAAACUAGAGGAUGAAUACCGCCUCCACCAGGAGGUGCUCCCGAGAGAAGAUAAUAUAGACAGAUGGCUACAAGAAUUCCCCUCGGUUUGGGCAGAGAUGGGGGGGAUAGGACUAGCCACUCACAGGACCCCAGUCCUGGUAGAGCUCAAGCCAGGAGAAGGUCUGGUAAGGAUCAAACAAUACCCCAUGUCUCAGGAGGCCUGGAAGGGGAUCCAGUCACACAUCUGGAGACUACGAAGCCUAGGGGUACUAGUUCCUUGCCAGUCUGCCUGGAACACCCCCCUGCUGCUGGUCAAAAAGCCUCACACAAAUGACUAUUGACCGGUACAAGACCUCCGGGAAGUAAAUAAGAUCACGGACAUACACCCAACUGUUCCCAACCCAUAUACUCUCUUGAGCUCCUUGGCGCCCUCCAGGGUCUGGUAUACUGUACUAGAUUUAAAGGACGCCUUCUUCAGUCUGCCGCUGGCACCCCAAAGCCAACCCUUGUUCACCUUCGAGUGGCAUGAUCCGGAAGAGGGCUACAGCAGACAACUCACCUGGACACGGCUGCCUCAGGGGUUCAAAAAUUUGCCCACCAUCUUCGACGAGGCACUACACAAGGACCUGGGUGAGUACAGAAGGGAGCACCCUGGCCUCACCCUUCUACAGUAUGUAGAUGACAUCCUGAUUGCUGCCGACACGGCCAAGGACUGCGAGCGAGGGACCCAGGACCUACUGGCUACCUUUGGGGCCUUGGGGUACCGGGCAUCCGCAAAGAAGGCUCAGAUAUGCAGGAAGAGGGUAAGUUACCUGGGAUACAUCCUGGACGGCAGACAGCAGUGGUUAUCAGAUGCCAGAAAAGAAACUGUCCUAAAGAUCCCUACUCCCACUACCUGAAUGGAAGUAAGGGAAUUCCUAGGAUCGGCUGGCUACUGCCACCUCUGGGUUCCGGGUUUUGCUGAGAUCGCCAGGCCUCUAUAUGAAGCUACCAAAGAGGGGAAAACAUUUAAAUGGACUGAAAAAGAAGAAACUGCCUUUAAUCAGUUUAAAAAGGCCCUCCUAAGUGCCCCAGCCCUGGGCCUACCAGACAUUACGAGGCCCUUCCACCUCUUUGUAGACGAACACAAGGGAAUAGCAAAAGGGGUUCUAACUCAAGCCUUAGGCCCCUGGAACCGCCUGGUGGCUUACCUGCCCAAGAAGCUAGACCCAGUGGCUGCCGGCUGGCCGCGAUGCCUAAGAAUUAUUGCGGCGACAGCACUCCUAGUCAAGGACGCAGACACACUGACCCUAGGACAGGAGCUCUGGAUCACGACCCCACAUGCCAUUGAAGGGGUCCCGAAACGGCCUCCUGACAGAUGGCUGAGCAACACACGUGCGACUCAUUACCAGAGCCUCCUACUCAACCCUCCACGGGUCCGGUUCCACCCCUUUGCGGCCCUCAAUCCUGCCACCCUGCUGCCCGACCCUGACCUAGGUGCUCCCCUACAUGACUGUGGGGGGAUCCUGGAGCAAGUACAUGGAUUCCAGACGGAUCUGACUGACCGGCCCCUCCCCGAUGCCGAGGCUACUUGGUUCACUGAUGGCAGCAGCUUUGUGCAGGAUGCACACAGGUAUGCGGGUGCAGCGGUGGUCACCAAAACAGACACUGUAUGGGCAGAGGCUCUACCCUCCAGAACGUCAGCCCAGCGAGCAGAGCUCAUCGCCCUUACCAAGGCACUAACUCUGGGAGCUGGAAAACGGCUUAACAUCUACACAGACAGCCGUUAUGCAUUUGCCACAGCUCAUAUUCAUAGGGCAAUUUAUCAGGGGAGGGGGUUACUGACGGCAGAAGGACAGACUAUAAAAAAUAAGCAGGAGAUACUUGACCUGCUUACAGCCUUAUGGCUUCCUGCCAAGCUGGCCAUUAUCCACUGCCAAGGGCACCAGAAAACUGAUAACCCAGUAGCUAGAGGUAAUUGAAAGGCUGACCAGGCAGCCAAGGCAGUAGCCCUUACUUCAGUCCCCACCAUGACCAUACAACUACCGGACCCAGGAGACCCAGUUUUACCAGACCAGCCCAAAUACUCCCAGGAGGAGUUACAGCGGAUCAAGAAACUCCCCAUGGCCCAGGAGAUAAAGGGAUGGUGGUAUACACCUAACAAGGAGCUCGUGCUGCCAGACCGGCUCGGAGUCUCAAUAUUAGAACACAUGCAUCGGUCUACUCACAUGGGGGCCCGAAAAUUAAAAGACUUAAUCCGACAUGCCAGAAUCAAGAUUCACCAACAGGACACCAAAAUAGAGCAAGUUGUAUCUGCCUGCAAGACCAACGCGAGGGCCACAUCAAAUAAAAGAACCAGGCUCAGAGGCACCAGACCGGGAGCCCAAUGGGAAGUCGACUUCACUGAAGUCAGACCAGGAAAGUAUGGUUAUAAAUAUCUUUUAGUAUUUAAAGACACCUUCUCUGGCUGGGUGGAGGCAUACCCAACCAAGCAUGAAACAGCUCAGACGGUGGCUAAGAAGCUACUAGAAGACAUCUUACCCAGGUAUGGUUUUCCUGCCAUGGUAGGAUCAGACAAUGGACCAGCUUUUAUCUUGCAGGUAAUGCAGGCAGUAGCCAAGGCUAUGGGGGCAAACUGGAAAUUACAUUGUACUUAUAGGCCCCAGAGCACAGGACAGGUAGAAAGAAUGAAUAGAACCCUAAAAGAGACCCUUACCAAAUUAACCAUGGAGACUGGCGGGGACCAGGUGACUCUCCUACCGUACGCCCUUUACCGGGUUAGAAACACUCCUUACACUCUGGGUUUUACUCCCUACAAGAUUAUGUUUGGCAGGCCACCCCCUGUUAUUCCCAACCUUCGAGCUGAACUUAUUGCUGAGUUUAAAGAUCAAGAACUUUUUCUUUCCUUGAGCGGGCUCCAGAGGGCGCACGAGGACCUUUGGCCGCGCCUCCGUGCCAUCUAUGAGGCUGGCCCGACUCCGACACCUCAUCAGUACAGGCCAGGAGACUGGGUCUACAUCAAGAGGCACCACCGAGAGACCCUCGAGCCGCGCUGGAAGGGACCCUACAUCGUGAUGCUGACAACCCCCACCGCUCUCAAAGUAGACAGCAUUGCGACCUGGGUCCAUCACACCCACGUUCGGCCAGCGGACCCCUCCUAGAUCCGGAAGGACUUCGUCACACAAUGGGCCAUCUUUCAGGACCAACACAACCUGCUCAAGGUCAAGUUACAGUGCAUUCGACCCACCUGAUAUUGGUAACUCUGUUAACUCUGCUUGUCAUUGCUCAUGCUGCCGGGAGUCCCCACACCCCCCAAAACAUUACCUGGCAGAUCAUAGACACCAGCUCAGGGACCGCGUGGGGGCCAUCCAACUAAUGGUCCUCUGUGCUCAGUACAAGCCCCUAAUAACAGGAGAGGACAAAAUAGAAAUGCAGCCGGUCCCAUGAUUGGGUCCGCAAGCUACAUGACAAGCGGGGAAUGAAAGAGCAGACCUAGGCCGGCCGACUCCAUCUUGUUCUUUAUCCUCCCCUUGAGUAACUUCCCACUCACCCGUUCAA